AUGCCUCGCCCUACCCAGAAGCGAACCAUCUCCCAGAUUGAUCAAGAGCAGAGGAGGCUGGAGGCAGAGCGUGAAGCUGACUUGAGUCAUACAGCACGAAAAAAACGCGUCCAGGGCCAGAUUCCAAUGCCGCAUGGCCGACCCGAUCGUUCAAAUGGAGGGUAUUCCCUUGCUAAGGAAAUGCAGAUAGACAAGCAUAUGAUGACUCUAUUGCGUCUUCAGGAAUCCGUUCGUACCACAGUCCGUACCCACCUCGGAAAAGCUUUCCUAGAUGGGGAAACAAGGUAUAACAAAAUUGGCUUUCAGCGCCUGGGCGCAAUAGCAAUCGAUGUGAUGAAAGAAUUUCCAUGGCUUGAACGCGACUAUGAAGAUGUGUGGCCCCUUGAUCCACUAAUCAGGACAACGAUUGAGAAUAGGAAGACUGUUCUCAGGAGACGGAAAAGGGGGGGUAAAUAUGGUGAAUCUGUAAAGGUUAUGCAACUGAUUCAGCAUGUUGGAUGUGAGAUGCACUUAAUCAUGGUGCUGCAGCGAACACCAACAGGACCCAGUCACACAGACCUGCUCAGCACAACAUGCCCAGUACCAGUGAAGGGAGUCGUGAUGAUGAUGGACGCAGUAGGGCGCUGGGACGUGUGCAAAGGAAGACGGCAAGGGUUCCGACUGUGGUGA
Molecule: messenger RNA, 669 nt
Organism: Cantharellus anzutake
Lineage: Eukaryota; Fungi; Basidiomycota; Agaricomycetes; Cantharellales; Hydnaceae
Exons: 7
Coding region: 1-669 (222 amino acids)
Source: RefSeq, a predicted model, not a curated record